This is a messenger RNA of Didymodactylos carnosus, 439 nucleotides long. The record is from the annotation of a GenBank genome assembly. NCBI's taxonomy places the organism in Eukaryota, Metazoa, Rotifera, Eurotatoria, Philodinida, Philodinidae.
AUGCAACCACAAUACGAUGACGAUUAUCAAAAAAUUAACUCUUCCUACAGUUCCUAUAAAUCACAGAUAACACCACGUUCGACUAAUGUUCAACGUCGUUCGGCAGGACCAGGAGGGAUUAUGACACGAAUGUACCAGUCUUAUUCUUCAAGUGGUGGAUUUGGUGGUGGUAGCAUCGGUGCCGGAAUAGGCGGUUUAGCAAGUAUUGCUGGAUUAGGAAUUGCUGGCAUUCCAUUACGUCCAAAUCGUGGUGCAUCAGCUUUGGUUGCCGUAAAUGAAACACGUGAACGUGAAAAACGGGAAUUAUCUCAGUUGAAUGAUAAAUUUGCUCAAUACGUUGAAAAAGUACGAUUUUUAGAAGCACAAAAUCGUAAAUUACAAUUAGAAUUAGAAGCUUUACAAAAUAAAUCUGGUCAAGGUUCAUCAAAAAUAAAAGAAA